Molecule: messenger RNA, 703 nt
Organism: Strongylus vulgaris
Lineage: Eukaryota; Metazoa; Nematoda; Chromadorea; Rhabditida; Strongylidae
Source: the annotation of a GenBank genome assembly
ACACAAUAUUCAUAUUUUUUCUUUGAUGUUAUAAAGUUUCAUAUAUUCUUGUCAAAAAGUCUAAUGUUCUUUUUCUAGGAAUGGGGUUUUUCCAAGGAAGCUGAAAAAAGAUUUGAAGGCGCAGCUUGAUCCCGUUGUAGCUUCCCAGUUGGAUAGCAUUGUCGAGGUUCAGCAACUUGGAACAGGCAAUGGCAGCGCAACGCUCAAUAUCUUAGCUGAUGGGAAGCAAUUUGAGAAAGGAGAGUUGGGAAGUUUGAUAGCUGCGCUCACAGCUGGAGCAACAGCCGCUGGCGGAAUAUUGGUACCACCUACGCCAAAAUCCCGAAUGCCCCCUGCAAGCUGGCAUACCUUUGCACGAAUUGCUCCGUCUGUACGCGGAGUAUUGUUGGCGCCCUUCCAGAACGAAUAUAAUUAUCGACGCAUCAAUUCUCUUUUGGAUCGUGCUCACUGGACAUUAAAACAACGUUCAGCUGCAAUUACUGAAAUACUGGUUGCUGCAACUGCUAUGCUUCGUGUCGCAGCAGAUCAUGUAGGUCUUGAGCCUGCUCAAAUCGAUACUUUAGAAGUGGAAAAGGCUUUUGUUAUCUCUCUGAUCAAGUGUUUCAUCGAUGAGCCUGACUGGUUUAAAUGCGAUUUUUUCAAUAAAUUGAAUGAACAUCGAUUCAAGCCUUCGCUAGGUAACUUUUGGCGCUUUCAGAGCUGA